AUGUAUAAAUUAAAUACAAUACAAGGGCAUUAAUUUUUCAAUUUUCAGGCUCCCUUGAAUUACUUUUCAAAAAGGAAGCUCUUUCAACUGGCCAAUGAGAUUAAACCAAGAAAAAGGGAUUCUCGAGGAAAAAUAGUUAUUUCUUCAUCUCUUCCAAAAGGUUUUUGGUUCAGAGAUUACGAUGCAGCGAGAACAGUCAGUAAAAUGUGGAAGGAAAGUCGUCCCAACAAUCACAGAAUACAGAAUCCCAUAUAUUUCAAGAGAGGAGACAUGCAAGAAUAUUUACAAAAUUAUACCAUAAGAGCAUGCACUCCCCAUCCAUCUAGAAAGUGGAGAAAAUAUCGUAAUUUAUUAUUGGAGAAUAAUCAUCGUAUAAGAGAGUAAAUAAAAUAAAAAUUUUAAGAGACUCCUAACUUACUGCUUCCUAAUAGCUAACUUUCACCCCCCAAGAGCAAGCGUAGCUCAUUCAUGAACUCACACCAACAACAAUGCUUGCUUGAAAUUCGCACAAGUCAGCAUUUAAAAUUGAAACAUAUAAGUAGACAACCCUCCAAUAGGAAGGAUGACAGCAUGAGAUCUUUGGAUAGGCAUUUCCAAGAUAUCAAUUGUGCUCAAAGCAAUUUCAAUCAUUCCUUUGUUCAAGAUAAGUUCAUGUCAUCCAAUCAAAUCACUCCCAGAAAUAGAUUCUUCAAAGACUCCUUCAGGUUAUAUGGAAUAGAUGCUUAAGUACAGGCACCAAAAAAUAAAUUGAUUUUUACUGACUCAGUUCAAUUGGUGGAAUCGUAGGAGACUAGAUGUGAUAAAAUUGAAGGAAUUUAAAGUGAUCGCGAGAAAUCAAGCCAAAAGUAGAGCACUUUACUAAAUUUAAUUAACAAACAAAGAAAAAAGAAUCUACAAGCGAAAAUAGUCUCUCCAAAGAACCCCAAAUUAAACAAUUCAAAUUCAAAAGAUAACAGGAUUGUCAACAUCUAUUUUCCAUCUCUUAAAAAAAUCAAUGUAAGAGAUCAUUCUUGA
Molecule: messenger RNA, 1014 nt
Organism: Paramecium octaurelia
Lineage: Eukaryota; Ciliophora; Oligohymenophorea; Peniculida; Parameciidae
Source: the annotation of a GenBank genome assembly